Molecule: messenger RNA, 3086 nt
Organism: Grus americana (Whooping crane)
Lineage: Eukaryota; Metazoa; Chordata; Aves; Gruiformes; Gruidae
Gene: C25H1orf116
Product: chromosome 25 C1orf116 homolog
Exons: 4
Coding region: 678-2180 (500 amino acids)
Source: RefSeq, a predicted model, not a curated record
CGAGCAGCUAUGCGGCAGAACAGGCUGUCGGAUUAAGGAGUCUCCAGCGAAACCCGUGCCGAGGACAUCAGAGGACACCAGCUGAGCCGGGGAGUGAGUGAGCUGGGUGGUGCUGAGCAGAGCUGCCCGUAGCCUCCCGGGCACAGGGUGCCGGUGCUGCCACCCGCCUCUGCAGCUGCGCCUCUGCCUGCGCCUCUGCCUGCCCUGCCUGCGCCUCUGCCUGCCCUGCCUGCACCACACUGGCUCGGAGCAAAGCUGCUCUGGCAGGGCUGCGAGAAAGCACGGCACGCAGGGCCCCGGCUGCUUCGGGUCAGAACGUGAAGCUGGUUUAGGGGCUCGGCUGUGCUGUGACCCCAGCCUGGAGCAGCAGCCGACCUGCCUUGCGUGGGGGCGAGAUGAGUUUCUCUUGCCCCGGUGCAGCAGGCUGCAGGUGAGGGGCCGGGGGCUCGCCCGCAAGCACGUACCUGCCGAGCACCCACCUGCCGAGCACCCGCAACAGCCUUAUCUCUGCCGGGGAGAGGAGUUAAUGUGUAACCCGGCUCUGUUUGGUUAGCCCAGAAAACCAAAGAAUUCCUGGGAUAGGCACGUCCGGAACAAGGAUUUGGGCAGCGUAGAACAACAGACGUCCUGCCGGGAUAUUGCCCCCCGCCGCACCGGACACCGCGGCAGCCCGUGAUAUGCCUAAGAAGGAGCUGGGGCUGGGGAUGGCUGGCUGCAACUCUGGCAGCUGCGACAGCAUGGUCAGCACGGCUUCCAACCACUCGCAGCGCAGUGAUAACAGUUAUGACUACUUAUCUGUGGAAGAGAAAGAGUGUUUGAUGUUCUUAGAAGAAACUAUUGGCUCACUGGAUGCAGAAGCAGACAGCGGGGUCUCUACCGAUGAGACCGACUACGUGGAGCCCUCCAAGCUGCCUGGGACAUGGUCCAAGAGAGACUCCGGUCCCCGGGAUUUGGAAAAUGGGGCUCCCUCUCUGAGUGUAGGUCAGCAGCACGCAGCCGAACAGAAGAGUGGCAAGAACAUCUCUGCCCUUUCAAACCCAGUUCCAGCAGCGGUUCCAAGCCCAGGCUAUUACAGUCUUCCAAGGAGCAUCACCAUAGCAAACACACAAAGAGCAAACGGAGCUUCUGACAGCAAAGCGACUGUCCGCGCAGUGGAGGACCUGGUGCCAGUAGGUAAAUAUUCACAGGAGAUGGCCAAGGAGGACGGGCUUGACCAAGCCAACACAAGAAGCCAGAUGAAGUCCCUGGGAUCUUUGAUUAUCCAGCCUCCAGAUCCCUUCCAGGAUGACCUGGUGAGCCAUGAGUGGUCACGUAGCAAUCGCUCAGAUGCCAAGAGGGAAACAGCCAAAGAGACCAAGACCUGGACUUCAUGGGGCCAGCCAGAGAAAUCCCUGUUGGAAGUGGCCCCUCAGGACCCAGAUGCCAAGCGUGGGCCUCCAACUGCCCCCAAACCACGGAAAUUGCCGCCAAAUAUUAUCCUGAAAACCAGCAAAAACAGCCCAGUGCCACUUGCCAUGGAGCCCAGCCAGAAGGUAAAAGCACCACCAUCAUCCUCAGCUGGCUCUCAGCCCGGCUCUCCCAGUGACAUCGCUGCUGAAAAGGCAAAUUCGGGGCACCUCGACCCCAAGGAGAGGGAGAAAGCCCGGCGGGAGGCAUUGGAGAAGCUUGGACUGUCGCAUGACAGGAAGGAGCCCAGCACCCACCUUCAACCUACCACGCAUCUCCAACCAAGAGAGAUGCUGUUCCCCGUCCCUGGGGAGCCCGAGGCACGCUGCGGGGCAGCGGAGAGGUCGGCACCUGGUAUCCGGCAGAUGAACUUCAAAUCCAACACCCUGGAGCGUUCCGGUGUGGGGCUGAGCAGCUACAUGGCCAGCACCAAGGAGCAGAGCGUCAAGACCAGCAGCUCCCUGGGCAAGAUGUCCUUCAUCGAGCGGCUCGCCCCGAGCUUCCUCAGGAGCAGCCGCCCCCGGCCAGCAUCCCUCGGGGCAGGGAAGGACUUUGCUGGUCUGAAGGAGUCUGGGCAGGUGGAGCAGGAGAAGAGCAGCAAGCGGCGAUCCCACCCGCUGCAGAACUUCCCCAGGCCCUCCCGCUCCUGUGUCAGCGUGACGAUUUCCCCCAAGGGCACGACUGAUGAGAACCGGCGAGAGGCACUGAAGAAGCUCGGUCUGCUGAAGGAAUAGUUCUGCGGGUGGCAGGGCUGCUGGAAAAAGGGCUUUUCAUCCUGUUCCCAGGUGCCUUCGCUGCUUCUCCUCGGUCAGCACAACCACAAGCAUCUUCUGCUGUGAUCUGCCCCAGCAUCUUGGGAGCAGUUCCACAAGAGAUACUCGGAGCUUCACGCCAAAUAAAGUAACACCACGUGUACAUAAUAUUUUGUAUAUAGCAAGUGUAUAUGAGCUAUUUAUAUAAAGCAUCACUCAGCAUGCAGAUGUGGCAUAUUCUCCCACAAGGUCUCUAAUGCAUUUGGGGAUUCAUCGCAACAGGGAAGCCAUGGAAUUGGGGGUUUGGCUUAGUUUUAAAAGGCGUUGCCUGUGGAUAAAGACUCUCUGGGAAGAACUGCAGGACCCUGCUGCUGCUUUAGGAAUUUAUGGGAUUUUAUUAACUUUCUCCAAAGCCUCUGAUGCCUGAGCGCUCACCUGCCCUGUGCAAGUGCCUCCCAAAAACCGUACCUGCUACAUACAAACCUGUCAGACCAAGGGGCACCCGAGGGGCUCAGCAACGCUCCCCCGUGCACGAGUGCUCCUCGCGCAGCGCCUGCAGGCGAGGGGCCGGAUGGCUGCACAGAUGUCCCGCUGCCUCCUCUGCUAGCCUGCUCUCCCUGACAAGCUGGAUACCACUUAAAAGUCAGACACGCAAGCAUCCACGUUCAUCGCGAAGUGACGGUUAAGAAGUGACAGACUGUGUUGGUGGCAGAGCCAGAAGUGCUGCCCAAAAUGAGAGAUAUCCAAGCCUGAGACAACGCCGUUUCAUUCCCUUUCAAACUCUCUUUGCAUCUUUCAGACCCAGCUGAUGCUGUCAACGUUUAUGCUGCGCACCUUUUAUAACAAAGGUGGUUUAUUUCUGUAAUAAACUUGUGUAUAAUGAGCAAA